This is a messenger RNA of Gadus chalcogrammus (walleye pollock), 2085 nucleotides long. Its product is annotated as synaptic vesicle glycoprotein 2B-like. The transcript is spliced from 14 exons. Gene Ontology annotation, molecular function: transmembrane transporter activity. Gene Ontology annotation, biological process: transmembrane transport; chemical synaptic transmission. Bases 1 to 2085 code for a protein of 694 amino acids. Gene Ontology annotation, cellular component: membrane. The record is from RefSeq and is a predicted model, not a curated record. Lineage: Eukaryota; Metazoa; Chordata; Actinopteri; Gadiformes; Gadidae.
AUGGCCGACCCGUACCAAAACAACAGGUACCAGCAGCAGGGGGGCGGCGGGGACGCCUACGGGUCGUACGGGGAGGGGGGGGGCCAGGACGGGUACGCGUACCAGGGGGACUACCCGGCGCAGGAAGAGGACGCGGCCAGCGACGCCACCGAGGGCCACGAUGAGGAGGACCAGAUGUACGAGGGGGAGUACCAGGGGAUCCCCCACCCGGACGAGGUCAAGGCCGCGCAGCGAGCCGCCAGGGCCAAGUCUAGACCAGCAGGCAAUGUUAUCUCGGAGUUGGAGGAGUUGUCUGAACAGUAUGAGGAGAUCAUGGAGGACUGUGGCCACGGACGGUUCCAGUGGACUCUCUUCAUCGUCCUGGGGCUGGCUCUCAUGGCCGACGGGGUGGAGUGCUUUGUGGUGGCGUUCGUGUUGCCCUCCGCCGAGAAGGACCUGUGUCUGUCUAACGCAGAGAAAGGAAUGCUGGGUCUGACUGUGUUCCUGGGCAUGAUGGUGGGGGCGUUUGUGUGGGGGGGCCUGGCGGAUAAGGUGGGCCGCAGGCGCUGCCUCAUUGUCGCCUUGACGAUCAACUGCGUGUUCGCGUUCCUCUCCUCCUUCGCCCAGGGAUAUGGCUUCUUCCUCUUCUUCAGGCUCCUCUCAGGCUUCGGUAUCGGGGGUUCAGUGCCCAUCGUCUACACCUACUUCUCAGAGUUUCUUCAGAUGGGCAAGCGGGGGGAGUACCUGUCCUGGCUGUGCAUGUUCUGGAUGAUCGGAGGAAUCUACGCUUCCUUCACUGCCUGGGGCAUCAUACCCCGAUACGGCUGGGGCUUCAGCAUGGGCACAGAGUUCCAGUUCCACAGCUGGCGUGUGUUUGUCUUGGUGGCUGCCCUGCCAGCCAUCAUCUCCCUGGUGGGCCUCACCUUUAUGCCUGAGAGCCCCCGUUUCCUCCUGGAGAAUGCUAAGCAUGACGAGGCGUGGAUGAUUCUGAAGCGGGUGCACGACACGAACUGGAGGGCCAAGGGCCAGCCGGAGAAGGUCUUCACUGUGACCCACAUCAAGGCUCCCAAGACGGCUGAGGACGAGUUCAUCGAGAUCCAGAGCGCUACAGGGACCGCCAUACAGCGCUGGGCCGUCCGCUCCGCCACACUCUGCAAACUGGUGCUAAAGAACGUAGCGUCUCUUCUGUCGGCUGAGCUGAGGAUCACCACUCUCUUCCUUGCCAUUAUCUGGUUCUGCAUGGCUUUCAGUUACUAUGGUCUGUCCGUGUGGUUCCCUGACAUGAUCAAACAUCUUCAGAAUGAAGAGUAUGAAGCAAGAGUCAAAGUGAUCACCAAGGUGUUCCAUGGAGAGCGCGUGGAGCGAUUCCGUUUCAACUUCUCUUUAGAAAACCAGAUCCAUAGAGAAGGAGAAUACAUCAGAGAUGAGUUCAUCAACAUAGAGAUCAAGUCAGUGACGUUUGAGGACUCUCUGUUCGAAGACUGUUACUUUAAGGACAUCAGGUCCAGCAACACAGUGUUUAGGAACUGCACCAUCAGAUCCACUGAGUUCAUCAACACAGACCUGUGGAAGGACAAAUUCAUCGACUGUAAAUUGGAGAAUGUAUCCUGGCACGAAAACAAACGAGGCUGUCACCUUGACGCGGCGGAGGAGAACGACGUCCUCAUUUACCUGGUCAGCUUCCUGGGCAGCCUGGCCGUGUUGCCGGGCAACAUCGUGUCCGCCCUGUUCAUGGAGAAGGUCGGCCGGGUCAAGAUCAUAGGUGGCUCUAUGCUGGUGUCGGCGGGCUGCACCUUCCUGCUCUUCCUGAGCUUCAGCCAGGCCGCCAUCAUCGCCAUGCAGUGCCUGUUCUGCGGCGUGAGUGCGGCCGCGUGGAACGGCAUCGAGGUGGUCACUGUGGAGCUGUACCCCACCUCCAAAAGGGCCACCGCGUUCGGCCUGUUGAACGCCAUGUGCAAGUUGGCGGCCAUCUUGGGCAGCUCUAUCUUCGCCAGCUUCGUGGGCAUCACCAAGGUCAUCCCCAUCCUGCUGUCGUUCGUUGCGCUCAUCUGCGGCGGGCUGGUGGCGCUCAAGCUGCCCGACACCCGCGAGAAAAUCCUCCAGUGA